AUGUCCACUGCAGAGGAGUUAGAGCAGUCGCUGCAGAGCUACGAACAGCUCAAGGAGAAGAUGCAGAUGCUCAAGACGCGUCUGUCGGAGUACUUAGAAUCCGUCCAAGCAGACCUGCUCGCCAAGAAACGCAAUUACGAAACGUCAAUGAUCCAUCUCCAGGAAAAAGAACGAGACCUGAACACAAAACUCCGCACAUACGAGGGCCUCCAUAAUGAGCUUUUAGAGGAGCUGAACCGGCUGAUCUCCGAUCGAGACACGUCGAUGUCACGCGUGCAGCAACUGAAGAUCGAGGAGGAGAAAUUACUGAGAGAAAAGAAGGAGCACGAAAACAAGAUCCAGGUGAUCAACGAUGAACUUGAAGACAGCAUGAAGGCUAUCAGUGAGCGCGAAACAUUCAUAACCAAACAAAGCGACCUUAUAGAGGAUAAGGCGUUCCAGCUGGAGCAGCUUUUGGGGCUACGUAUGGAGAAUGCUGGAGUCGAUAAUCAGAUACUAUUCGUGUUCCGCAACGUGGACAGCAGAGACUACUCUCGCGAGGUGUCGUUUGUUUUCGAUCCCGAAAAAUACUCCAUAGUCGAGACUGAUCCGCCGCUGGACCCAGACACGGUGAAGAACGUGAUGGACGAUUUUCUCAGGCAUCAGGAGAUCGGAUAUCUGUGGAGAGACAUGCGCCGGGAGUUCAAGCGCAAAGUGAGGUCAUGA
Messenger RNA from Ogataea angusta, 705 nucleotides. RefSeq lists its product as uncharacterized. The record is from RefSeq and is a predicted model, not a curated record. The coding region runs from base 1 to 705 and encodes 234 amino acids. Gene Ontology annotation, biological process: chromosome segregation. The transcript has a single exon. Lineage: Eukaryota; Fungi; Ascomycota; Pichiomycetes; Pichiales; Pichiaceae. Gene Ontology annotation, cellular component: Ndc80 complex.